Molecule: messenger RNA, 1020 nt
Organism: Zerene cesonia (dogface butterfly)
Lineage: Eukaryota; Metazoa; Arthropoda; Insecta; Lepidoptera; Pieridae
Gene: Mthfs
Product: 5-formyltetrahydrofolate cyclo-ligase
Exons: 5
Coding region: 24-689 (221 amino acids)
Biological process (GO): folic acid-containing compound biosynthetic process; tetrahydrofolate interconversion
Cellular component (GO): mitochondrion
Molecular function (GO): 5-formyltetrahydrofolate cyclo-ligase activity
Source: RefSeq, a predicted model, not a curated record
AUUGCGUGUUAGGUUAUCAAACGAUGAUAACGCUGUCUUCUGUAUUAAAUCAGUUUCGACGAAUAAACGUCAAGGAAAUCACGUACAAUAUAAGCGCAACAAUGGCUACUCGGUCACCAGAUCCAGCCAAAGUGCAAUUGCGUGAACAAAUAGCAAAGAGCAUUGCACAGCUAUCGAAAGAGGAGAAGGAUCGUCAAUCUAAUAUAGUUUACAAUAAGAUAAUCAACCACCCCUACUACAAAUCGUCCAAUCGCAUAGCUAUAUUCAUGAGCACUGACGAAGAAGUUAACACGGCACCAAUAAUAGCCCAUAUCCAGUCUAGAGGUGCCUCCGCAUUCGUCCCUCAGUACGCCGGUGGUGUGAUGAAAAUGUUGAAGGUAGAAAGUGGUGAUCCGGAGAAUAUGCCGCUAACGAAACAUGGCAUACAACAGCACUCGAAGGACCAAAAGAGAGAGGAUGGGCUGGAUUCAGGUUUAGAUUUAAUAAUUGCGCCAGGGGUGGCCUUCUCGCUGGAUGGGGGUCGAGUUGGCCACGGUGGAGGUUACUACGAUAGAUACUUGGCGAAGAUACGAGCCGAUCAAGAAAAACCACCGAAGGUGAUAGCAAUCGCGUUCAACUGUCAGAUCGUGGACAAGGUGCCUAUGAAUGACUUGGAUCAGAAGAUAGAUGGCGUUAUAUACGCAGAUUGAUUUAUUGUUUUUUUAUGUUUUAAACUGCAUGUGUACACUUAUAAUAAAUAUAAUUAGGUAAUACUUAAAAUGUAUAUGAUAUUAUUAAAUACUUGAAGUAAAUAAUAAAAUGGUUAAGAGAUGCAUUUCUGUAAAUCUGGGUAGCAACAAACUUACUACUUACUUACUUUUUUGUAUUCGGUCAAAAUUUAUCUUUAAUCUACCGUAUGUAUGACCAUAUAUCAUAUCAUUUUUCAUUUAAAUUUAUUUUCUUUCAUCGUGUUAUAAAAAAUUAAAUGUUGUCAAUUUUAACAUAAUAGAAGAUAGUUAAUUCGAAAGCUUCAUCAUGAUA